UACGUGCUCGCUCGCGGUGGCGGCGGCGGAUCGGAGAGGCCAGAGCCGGAGACCGAGCUGGGAUCGGGCCCCGGGCGGGGGCGGUGCGAGCGGCGCCAAGCCGAUCCUGGGGGCGGGGACGGAGCUUGGGCGGGCGGGACUGGAGCGGAGCCCGGGAACGAGGCGGGAGGUCCCAGGGUCUCGGGUUGGGGGGGUGGAGCCGCACUUCGUCGCCGCGGGGGUGCCGGGACUCCGGCCGCAGUGCCGCCGCCAUCACGGACUUCCUGUGGGACAAGCGCACGGGCCUCGCCGCCAGAACGAUGCCUCAUCCUCGAAGGUACCACUCUUCAGAGCGAGGCAGCCGGGGGAGUUACCAUGAACACUACCGGAGCCGAAAGCAUAAGAGACGAAGAAGCCGCUCCUGGUCAAGUAGCAGUGACCGGACUCGGCGGCGCCGGCGGGAAGACAGCUACCACGUCCGUUCCCGGAGCAGCUAUGAUGAUCGUUCAUCAGACCGGAGGGCAUAUGACCGGCGAUACUGUGGCAGCUACAGGCGCAAUGACUACAGCCGGGAUCGGGGAGAAGCCUACUACGACGCGGACUACCGGCAUUCCUACGAAUAUCAUCGGGAGAACAGCAGUUACCGCAGCCAGCGCAGCAGCCGGCGGAAGCAUAGACGGCGAAGGCGACGCAGCCGGACAUUCAGCCGCUCGUCUUCGCAGCACAGCAGCCGGAGAGCCAAGAGUGUAGAGGACGACGCUGAGGGCCACCUCAUCUACCACGUCGGGGACUGGCUACAAGAGCGAUAUGAAAUCGUAAGCACCCUGGGAGAGGGGACCUUCGGCCGAGUUGUACAGUGUGUUGACCAUCGCAGGGGCGGGGCUCGAGUUGCCCUGAAGAUCAUUAAAAAUGUGGAAAAGUACAAGGAAGCAGCUCGACUUGAAAUCAACGUGCUGGAGAAAAUCAAUGAGAAGGACCCUGACAACAAGAACCUCUGUGUCCAGAUGUUUGACUGGUUUGACUACCAUGGCCACAUGUGUAUCUCCUUUGAGCUUCUGGGCCUUAGCACCUUCGAUUUCCUCAAAGACAACAACUACCUGCCCUACCCCAUCCACCAAGUGCGCCACAUGGCCUACCAGCUGUGCCAGGCCGUCAAGUUCCUCCAUGAUAACAAGCUGACACAUACGGACCUCAAACCUGAAAAUAUUCUGUUUGUGAAUUCAGACUACGAGCUCACCUACAAUCUAGAGAAGAAGCGAGAUGAGCGCAGCGUGAAGAGCACAGCUGUGCGGGUGGUAGACUUUGGCAGUGCCACCUUUGACCAUGAACACCAUAGUACCAUUGUCUCCACUCGCCAUUACCGAGCACCAGAGGUCAUCCUCGAGUUGGGCUGGUCACAGCCUUGUGAUGUGUGGAGCAUAGGCUGCAUCAUCUUUGAAUACUAUGUUGGCUUCACCCUCUUCCAAACCCAUGACAACAGAGAACAUCUAGCCAUGAUGGAAAGGAUCUUGGGUCCUAUCCCCUCCCGGAUGAUCCGAAAGACAAGGAAGCAGAAAUAUUUUUAUCGGGGUCGCCUGGAUUGGGAUGAGAACACGUCAGCUGGACGCUACGUUCGAGAAAACUGCAAACCACUUCGGCGAUAUCUGACCUCGGAGGCAGAGGAACACCAUCAGCUCUUCGAUCUGAUUGAAAGCAUGCUAGAAUAUGAACCUGCUAAGCGGCUGACCUUGGGCGAAGCCCUUCAGCACCCUUUCUUCGCCCGCCUUCGGGCUGAGCCACCUAACGCCAAGUUGUGGGACUCCAGUCGGGAUAUCAGUCGGUGACGAUCAGGCCCUGGGCCCCGCUGCGUCUCUAACAGCAGUGGGUGUCCAGUCCAGGACACUGGUGCUUUUUUAUACAAGAGAACAGAGCCGGAGCCCACUCUCUCCUGGCUCCCUAUGUACCUGUGAAUAUGUGAAAUAGUGUAAAUAUGAAAGAACUUGUACCUAUCGCUUCAACCCCACCUUGUACAUAAUGCUAUUCCAUCUCACACUUCCCACCCUCACCUGCCCCUCCACAGUUGAGUUGGAUAGGGGCAGGAUGAGGUAACCAGGUGGCAUCUAUCCCAUAUUUUAUAAGGAAUUUUGUACAGUCUUUGUGAAAUAAAAUGACGUGCUUCAUCUGA
Molecule: messenger RNA, 2143 nt
Organism: Camelus dromedarius (Arabian camel)
Lineage: Eukaryota; Metazoa; Chordata; Mammalia; Artiodactyla; Camelidae
Gene: CLK2
Product: CDC like kinase 2
Exons: 13
Coding region: 300-1802 (500 amino acids)
Biological process (GO): regulation of RNA splicing; peptidyl-tyrosine phosphorylation
Cellular component (GO): nucleus
Molecular function (GO): ATP binding; protein tyrosine kinase activity; protein serine/threonine kinase activity
Source: RefSeq, a predicted model, not a curated record